CAUGUGUUUCAGGGGUAGCUUUGAGAGUGAACUGUAAUCCCAAAAAGUUUACACAAUAUCUAAUUUGCGCGGAAAGAUUUCGUGACCGUAGCCUAUAUGCAACAAACCAUACGCGGCAAAAGGGAUUUUGUCAUUCACGGCUAACUUUUCCCUCGCAGUUUUUACUUUCCAGCAUCUCACAGCAUCUUGGAAAGCUGCCCCGAGAACUUUUUAAGCCAAAGGUAAGCAAUGCGGUCUGAUUGAGGGAUACGAUAUGCGGUGGACAGUUAGCCUACUUAUACUUUGGAGUUGUUAAGCUAGCAAAUGAAAAGUGCCGUUGGCACGACCUUGUUUGUUUGAAGUGGAGGCACAAGCGGGGACAACGACCAACCUAUGACACCGCACGUCCGCGCAGACUAGGCGCUGCAGAUGGGCGGCAUAGGUGGUAAUUUGUACCUCAAUAUGUUGAAUGGAACCGAGACGCAAAGUUUCGCCAAAGACGCAGACAUCAGCAAUCACAUUCAUCGCAACAAAGACUUGGUGGACUUAAAAAUGGGGAUCCACGACGCGCGGUUUUAUUAUCAGGAACCAAUCCAGAACGGCCAGGACAAUCUGCCACUGCCGUAUCACGGCGAGCAAACUGUCGCUGGGUUCGGAGCGCAACCCGGGAGGUUCUACUCUCCCACCUCACUCAGCAGUUGCCACUUCAACAACAUACGGUCGCCGGCGAGGGGUGGCACUGGACAGUCUUACGUGCCCACGGCAGGAGAUGGAUUUUCGGCGCAGGGCAAAGAAGUGUACCCGUCCGGUGCAGAGGGCUACCCUGCGCCCUUUCAGCACACCUAUCCACGCGCGCCGCUGUACCCUAUACCUGGCCUACAGGUGUGUGGCAAAACUCAGGCGGUCUUGAACAACUAUCCUCUUUGGGCCAAGUUCCACAAAUACCAAACAGAAAUGAUCAUCACCAAACAAGGACGGCGGAUGUUCCCCUUUCUCAGCUUCAACCUGAGUGCGCUGGACCCCACAGCACACUAUAACGUCUACGUGGACGUGGUCCUGGCAGACCAGCACCACUGGAGGUACCAGGGAGGCAAGUGGGUGCAGUGUGGCAAAGCAGAGGGCACCAUGCCAGGCAACAGGACGUACAUGCAUCCGGACUCUCCGAACACCGGAGCUCACUGGAUGAGGCAGGAGGUCUCCUUUGGCAAGCUCAAGCUCACCAACAACAAGGGCAGCUCCAACAACGUGGGCCAGAUGAUCGUACUGCAGUCUCUGCAUAAAUACCAGCCUCGUCUGCACGUGGUGGAGGUGAAGGAGGACGGCUCGGACGAUCCCUUCCUGUCCUCCAAGGCCCAGGUCUUCGUCUUCCCAGAGACGCAGUUCAUCGCGGUGACAGCCUAUCAGAACGCAGAUAUCACUCAACUGAAAAUAGACCACAACCCUUUCGCCAAAGGCUUCCGGGACAACUACGACACGCUGUAUGUGCAGCAGGAGUCGGAUCGCCUCACCCCCUCCCCCACAGAUGGACAGCAGCUCCUGCCUGGGGGCUGCUACCAAUCCUACCUGGCGGACCAGUACAUGAGCUCCUUACCACAGAGCCGUUUCUACAGCCGCGAUCACAUGUCCAUGGCGGGCCCCCACCAUCCCCACCAGCAAGGGCCCCCCAAGGACCCCUCGUCCCUCAGCCCGCACGGCCGCUGGUACCUGCCCAGCCCCCACUCCAUGGCCACCUCCAAUUGCUUGGACUUCUCCAACCCCACCUACGACGGAGACUACUCUGGCAACGGCCUCUACAAGACCUACCAUCACCUCCAGAGUCAGGGGAACCAUGGCCUGGGCUACUACCCAGAGAGCCCCUUCUCGCCCGGGGGCAUGUCGGUGCCCACCAGUGGGGGGUCGGCAUGGAGCUCCAGCGGUAGACCAUCCCCGCCGUACCUUAGUCACCCGCGACCCAGCAAGCCGGCGCAUCUGCCGCCGCCGCCUCCCGGAUGGUUCCGGUCGGUUCCGCCGCAGAUGCCGUCGUCAGCUUCAGCCUCGCCACCGGGGGGCGUGGUUGGGCCCAACGGCCGUCCUUCGCCACAGCACCACCAUCAACAACAACAGCAGCAGCAGCAGCUGGUGGCACUGCAGCAUCCGCCGCUCCUACCCACGCCUCCACCUCCGCUGCCCCUGGAUCCCCAUCGCCAGGUGCUGCCGCUGGAGAAGCCCAAGGAGAGGUGCGGAGCUGGGGCUGGGGCUGGGGUUGGAGGUGGAGCUGGUGGGGAGGACGGAAGCUGGAUGGAGUCCACCUCGGUGAAGUCUGUGGAUUCGGCCGACUCGGGACUGUACGAAGGGGGCACGGGCGGGGGUGUGGGGGAGAGCAAGAAGAGGCGCGUGUCACCAUACGCCUCCAGCACGGAGAACUCCCCGCUCAACAGAGCCGGUGGGGCGGAGAUGUGUGAGAAGGACAGCGGGAGUGACGCAGGCUACUACAGCUUCUUUAGCCACUGAUAUUAUUCACUUAAUCUCUCAUCAACCCUCAGCCCAAGAACCCCCCUCCCCUCCCCCCCUUCUUGCCCCCCCCCCAGUUCAGAAAAAGUCAGACGCUUAUGGGGGUGGACAGUAGGAGUGAUGCAGGCUACUACAGCCAGCUUUUUUCAGCCCCUGAUCCUCAAUCACACUCAAAUUCCCAUCCACAA
Engraulis encrasicolus (European anchovy) is the source of this 2657-nucleotide messenger RNA. It is a transcript of the gene tbx21, whose product is annotated as T-box transcription factor 21. The record is from RefSeq and is a predicted model, not a curated record. Bases 409 to 2469 code for a protein of 686 amino acids. The transcript is spliced from 8 exons. Gene Ontology annotation, molecular function: RNA polymerase II cis-regulatory region sequence-specific DNA binding; DNA-binding transcription factor activity, RNA polymerase II-specific. Gene Ontology annotation, biological process: positive regulation of DNA-templated transcription; regulation of transcription by RNA polymerase II; cell fate specification. Gene Ontology annotation, cellular component: nucleus. Lineage: Eukaryota; Metazoa; Chordata; Actinopteri; Clupeiformes; Engraulidae.